Messenger RNA from Saccoglossus kowalevskii, 670 nucleotides. Its product is annotated as transcription elongation factor A N-terminal and central domain-containing protein 2-like. Gene Ontology annotation, biological process: DNA-templated transcription. Lineage: Eukaryota; Metazoa; Hemichordata; Enteropneusta; Harrimaniidae. Gene Ontology annotation, cellular component: nucleus. The record is from RefSeq and is a predicted model, not a curated record.
AUGGACAAAUUCCUCAUAAAAAUACCAAGAGAAACAUCAUUACCCGUAUUAGCUUCACCGAAACCACAGAAGAAGGAAUUAAAGCAGGCGAAGAUCGAGUCACUACAGAGAGUUGUUGUCGUGGAAGAUAUUUUGCGAAUGAAAGCAGUUCUUGAAUUGGAAAAUCAGACUGAAGAAAAUCUAUUGAAAGCAUUGCAAGAACUAAGACAAAAAACACCCUCUCGGGAAAUUCUUUCAUCAACAAAAAUUGGCCAUACAUUGAAUACAAUCAGAAAACAUUCAAGUAAAGAGGUCGCUGCUCUAGCCAAAGAUAUACGUAAUGAUUGGAAAAAGUUCAUCAAAGACCGAAGUGAUAAAGGCAUCAUUGAAGUGAGAUCCGAUGCAAAGACUGAGAAACAGAGAUCUGCUGGGAAACGAUUAUUAGCUGGAGUGCUGGAAGUUGCAGAGGACAGCAAAUUGGUGGAAAACAUUGAAAGAGAAGUGUAUCAUCGAAACAAGAGAAUAUUGAACAACAAUUACAGACGUACUAUGAGAACUUUAAUAUUUGCCGUAAAACAUAAAAACGAUAUAAGGACAAAGGUUCAAAAUGGCCACCUCAGCAUUCAAGAAUUCAUUGACAUGCAUAAAAGAUGAAGAAACACACUAAGUGCACCAAUGCGAGUACCGUGCG